AUGCUCGACAUAUGCAAACCUCCAUCCAUAUUACCUGCGGAAAGGCCUCUCGCUCUGUGCUUGCACGACGAUAUCGCCGUCUUAUGGUAUUAUGGUAUGGAUGGGGCGCCGUCAGCUACAAUCUGCAGCCUCCCAGCCCAUGGUGCCCGCUACAUUCAACUAGAGGUCGUUGCUCCCGAGACAAAUUCUGCAAAGAUGGCGCACUUGGAUGUGGAUGCAACAGAAGUGGAGGCGAGUGCACCCACGAGCAAGAGCUCGACAUAUAGCUCGAACGGGCAGAGUGCGACGGGGAGGGAGGUCAUUCUGAGAAUGAAUGAGUUGAAUAUCCAGGUCGGGAAUCUGUGCCCGUUCUUCCCUCAGGACAAAGUCUCCGAGUUCGCGCAGAUGACGCCGGCCAGCUUUUUUGAGAAAUGCAGCGUGCGGCUGGUGACGAGUGGUUAUGUAAGCGCGUGGCACGAGACGUUGAUCAAUGCGGGGAAGGAAGCGAGGGAGAUGCAGGAGUUCCUGGACGCGGACAGAGCCCAGCCGAAGACGCUCGAGGAGCGGAACAGACAGCUCGAGAAUGAGGUGGAUAGGUUCAAUGAGGGGAAGAGGAUCGAAGAUGAGUUCGCAAUCCUCGAGCUUCUCCUCAGUACGGCCGCUUCUUCACAUCCAGUCGCCGAACCGAUCACGACGAAAUCGCCGCCGCCACACAGCGAAUAUGAGUCGGAGGCAGAAGAAGUUGGGCAUGGCCGAGAGGUGGAGGGAGAUGUUAGUAUGGUGUCGAUCCCGGAGGACGACGCGAAGGAGGCGGGGUCGUUGGCUAUGGUCGAGCCGUUACGGAGGAAGGACUCGUUGGCGGGUGGGGAGUCAGAGGGCGUUCAGGGACCAGAGCGACCUACGCAGGAAGAGUCGCUACCGGAACGAUCUCCUCGAACUCAGAAUGCGACUCGUAUUCUGAGUUCACCCAUCCUGUCGCCAGCAUCCACUGCGACGCUGUUCACUGCACAACCGCCAAUUCCAUAUAGCCCUACAGAACCUCCCAUUCUCGAAUCCCCUGCAUCGUCCAACGUCGUCUAUUCCGCCUCCCACCCGCCGCCACCGUCGUCAUCUACGCGAUUUGCUGUUCUUUCAGUCUAUAUUUCCGUCCGUCGGUCUCCGGACACCUUCUGUGCCGCCCUCCUCGUUUAUCUCCUUCCUUCGCUUCACCACCCUUCCCUCCCUGCCUCGCCGCCUCCCCACUCCUCAUCCCAUACCCACAUCAUCAGCGCGUUCACUCACAUCACCUCUCCCCAUCCCAUCCCCCCACACCCAACAGCCUGCAAAACCUAA
Messenger RNA from Stereum hirsutum FP-91666 SS1, 1311 nucleotides. RefSeq lists its product as uncharacterized. Gene Ontology annotation, biological process: double-strand break repair via homologous recombination. Gene Ontology annotation, cellular component: Smc5-Smc6 complex. The coding region runs from base 1 to 1311 and encodes 436 amino acids. Gene Ontology annotation, molecular function: ATP hydrolysis activity; ATP binding. The transcript has 8 exons. NCBI's taxonomy places the organism in Eukaryota, Fungi, Basidiomycota, Agaricomycetes, Russulales, Stereaceae. The record is from RefSeq and is a predicted model, not a curated record.